Molecule: messenger RNA, 2983 nt
Organism: Dendroctonus ponderosae (mountain pine beetle)
Lineage: Eukaryota; Metazoa; Arthropoda; Insecta; Coleoptera; Curculionidae
Gene: Mcm3
Product: DNA replication licensing factor Mcm3
Exons: 11
Coding region: 360-2819 (819 amino acids)
Biological process (GO): double-strand break repair via break-induced replication; mitotic DNA replication initiation; DNA strand elongation involved in DNA replication
Cellular component (GO): nucleus; MCM complex
Molecular function (GO): ATP hydrolysis activity; single-stranded DNA helicase activity; ATP binding
Source: RefSeq, a predicted model, not a curated record
GACUUAACCUGUAUAUUUGCCAAACAUUGUUUCCGUGUUGCCAAGUUUUAUUCAAAACAGCUUUGGUUGGAUCUAACCGUUUCGUUUCAAAGGACUUUUUCCACAUUUAUGUAAUAUAUUUCAACUUCAGGCAUGUUUUUUUAAACGAAUUUGAUUAACCCCGCUUUUUAUAAAUAGAGUAUGUAAUUUUUCAAAGUAAAAGCUUCUUUUUCCAUAGUCCAACGUACAAAUUAUUUUAAAUUGGAAGGAAGAAGAUCUUGCCGCCAAAAAUUGAGCUAACCUAUAAUCUCCUGUUGUCUACUGUUAAUUUAUUUGUUGUUUUUGCCAAUUUCAAGCUUUCUUGUUAAGGCAAAGUGAGAAUGGCAAGUUCAAACGAAUUGGAACUGCGUGAAGCUCAAAGCCACUACCAAGACUUUUUAGAUGAUGAGGAAGACCAAGGAAAAUACUCAAAGUUAAUCAAGGAUAUGAUAGAGGAGAAAGGCAGACGUCUGGUGGUGAAUGUAAAUGAUCUUCGAAGGAAGAACCCCGUCAGAGCGCUGGCCUUGUUGAAUCAUGCCUUCGAAGAACAAGCGGUGUUUCAACGAGCGCUAAAGGAGAUAGUCAACCAAAUCAACUACGAGUAUGCUAAAGAUACGGAAGAGUUUUUCAUAGCGUUUGAGGGAAGCUUAGGAAACAAACAUGUUUCUCCCAGAACAUUAACUUCGCAUUACCUAGGAAACCUCAUUUGCGUGGAAGGGAUUGUCAGCAAGUGUAAGGCGGAGAAUUUUGCGUUAAACACAAAUUGUUCUUUGAUUUACCCCAAACUAGUGAGAAGCGUGCACUAUUGUCCAGCCACCAAAAAGUUUAUGGAAAGGAAAUACACGGAUUUAACAUCUCUGGAGGCCGUGCCCUCCAGUGCUUUGUAUCCGACGAAGGAUGACGAUGGGAACCCAUUGGAAACAGAGUUUGGCUUGUGCAGAUACAAAGACCAUCAAGUGAUCUCAAUUCAAGAGAUGCCGGAAAAGGCGCCCGCUGGUCAGUUGCCCCGGGUGGUAGAUGUCAUCUGCGACAAUGAUUUAGUUGACGCCUGCAAGCCAGGCGAUAGAGUUCAAGUGGUUGGGAAUUUCCGAUGUCUGCCUAAUCACCAAGGAGCUUUCACUAAUGGUGUAUUCAAGUCCAUUAUUAUAGCUAAUAACAUCAAGCUGCUGAGCAAAGACACAGUGCCAUCAAUUUCAAGAGAGGACGUUCAGCGCUGCAAGCACUUAGCGAAAUCCAAUAAAAACAUUUUCAAUCUCCUGGCAAAAUCGUUGGCGCCGUCCAUUCAUGGCCAUGAGUAUGUUAAGAAGGCCAUCCUGUGUCUCCUGCUGGGGGGCGUUGAGAAGAAUUUGGUAAAUGGCACUCGUUUGAGGGGUGACAUUAACGUCCUGUUGAUUGGCGACCCGAGCGUAGCCAAAUCUCAGCUUUUAAGGUAUGUGUUGCAUACUGCCCCCCGAGCCAUUCCUACCACUGGCCGAGGGUCUUCAGGCGUGGGUUUAACUGCAGCCGUUACCACAGAUCAGGAAACUGGUGAAAGAAGAUUGGAGGCGGGAGCCAUGGUGUUGGCAGACAGGGGAGUGGUUUGCAUUGAUGAGUUCGAUAAAAUGAGCGAUAUUGAUCGGACAGCCAUCCAUGAAGUUAUGGAACAAGGAAGAGUUACGAUAGCAAAAGCCGGCAUUCAUGCCAGCUUGAACGCUAGAUGUUCUGUGCUGGCUGCCGCCAAUCCUGUCUACGGAAAAUACGACCAAUACAAAACGCCGAUGGAAAACAUCGGUCUACAAGACUCCUUAUUGUCGCGUUUUGAUUUGCUGUUCGUCAUGUUGGAUACUAUCGAGGAGCAGACGGACUUUGAAAUAUCGGAUCAUGUGGUCAGGAUGCACAUGUACAGAAAUCCUCUAGAGCAGGACGGUGAAAUCCUCCCAAUGGGAUCAACGGUGGACAUUUUCAGCACCCACAAUCCCGAUGAGGACGACUUAAAGCGAGUGCCCACCUACGAGAAGUAUGACGCGCUUUUGCACGGAAACAGUCGUAAGAAAAGCGACAAAAUCCUAAGCGUGGACUUUAUGAGGAAAUACAUUCAUUUUGUGAAAAUCCUCAAGCCACAACUAACUGAUGAGGCGUCGGAAAUCAUUGCCGAGGAAUAUUCCCGACUGCGAUCGGAGGAGAUGUUGGAGAACGACGUGGCUCGGACGCAACCAGUUACGCCGCGUACACUGGAAACAAUGAUUCGUCUAUCAACAGCCCACGCCAAAGCUCGAAUUUCCCGUUUGGUGACGGCUGAAGACGCGCGAGCCGCCAUCGAGCUCAUCCAGUAUGCCUACUUCAAGACCGUGUUGGAAAGAGAGAAAAAGCGGCGCAGGAAGGACGAGGACUCCGAAUCUGACGGCGAUGAGGAGGCCAGUCAGCCACCAAAGCGCAGCAGAAGACUGCGAUCUGAAGAUCGAGGUGACACAGACGAUGAGCUGGCCACCACGCAAAGAAGCGGACGCAAUGGAACAGCGUCAGCUGAUAUCGAACUGGCCACUGAGCUGCCGGCCAGUCUGGCAUCCCAAGAAUCAAGUCCAAUGGAAGUGGAUGAAUCUCCCAAGGAAAUCUCCCAGGACAGACUGUCGUCCUUUAAGGCGUCCUUAAACAGAGCGUUCCAAGAAAGCAGGACUCAGUCCCUGAGUUUAGUGAAAGUGAAGGAAUUCAUCAACAAAGACAACAGCACUCCGUAUUCGCAAGGCGAAAUUGAGGCGGCGAUUGAGAAGAUGUCUGAUGAAAACCAGGUGAUGAUGGCAGACGGGAUUAUAUUUAUUAUUUAAACUAGCGUAAGUGUAAUACGGGGUUUUUCUGCUACUUGAAUCAUUCAGAAAAUGUAUGUUAAACAUUGGCAUGAAAUGUAAUUUUUAUAAUUAAAUAAAGUUUCGAGACCAUUUGCAAUUGGACCCAACCAGGCCACAAGCUAUUCGAAGCCUUACAAUCUAUA